AUGUCAUCAAAGCGAAAGAGUUCUAUCACUAUUACUCUUCCCUAUCAAUGUACUCGGGCUGAUACAGUGGACAAUGGUAGAGAUAUUUUACUGUCACUGUGUAUCAAAUCGAGGACGAACAUACUGGUGGAGAGCACAGGCAUCAGGGUGACCAGCCUCGAAGUCCCGGAUCACGUGACCCGCGGCCAUGACGUGGAGCUGCGCUGUUCGUGGGAUCUGACGUCACACAAGCUCUACUCGGUCAAGUGGUACCGAGACGGACAGGAAUUCUACCGCUUCCUGCCCUCCGAAGAUCCGCCGAGGGCAACGCUGCCUCUGAGGGGUGUUCAUGUGAAUGAGUCAGCCUCGACGGGACCUCGAGUCGUCCUCACCCGCCUUGACCUCGACUCCAGCGGCCGCUACAAGUGCGAGGUCAUCUCUGACUGGCCCGAGUUCCACACCGCAGAUCGGAGUGCCAUUCUGCUGGUGGUUGGUGAGUGCCAGAGAAAUAUGUUGAAUGUUCGAGUACCAGGAUCGAGUGCCAAGGGUAAAGUGCCAGGGACAGUGGCAUGUACUGAUGGUCCAAAGAUCGAGUGCCAAGGGUAA
Messenger RNA from Penaeus chinensis, 585 nucleotides. RefSeq lists its product as uncharacterized. The coding region runs from base 1 to 585 and encodes 194 amino acids. NCBI's taxonomy places the organism in Eukaryota, Metazoa, Arthropoda, Malacostraca, Decapoda, Penaeidae. The transcript is spliced from 4 exons. The record is from RefSeq and is a predicted model, not a curated record.